CUUCUCUACCUUUGUUUUCUAAACGCUCUCUAUCUCUCUCUCUAUCUCUUUAGCUUUCUCUCUCUAGCGGCGAAGCCAUGGGUUAUCCGGUGGGCUACACUGAGCUCCUCCUACCAAGAAUCUUCCUUCACUUACUCUCCCUCUUAGGCUUAAUCCGAACACUCAUAGACACAGGUUUCCGGAUAUUGGGUCUACCCGACUUCCUCGAAUCCGACCCGGUUUCAUCGUCAACAUCUUGGCCGGAACCACCGUAUAUUUCCACGGCGGCGGUGCAUCAUCACCAAGAAAGCUCGUAUUUUUUCCCAGUGGCGGCGAGGCUAGCCGGGGAAAUCUUACCGGUUAUCAGAUUCUCGGAGCUAAACCGACCCGGAUUCGGAUCCGGAUCAGACUGCUGCGCCGUGUGUAUCCACGAGUUCGAAAACGAAGACGAGAUCCGACGGCUGACGAACUGCCAACACAUAUUUCAUCGGAGCUGUUUGGACCGUUGGAUGAUGGGUUAUAAUCAGAUGACGUGUCCGCUUUGUAGAACGGCGUUUAUUCCUGAUGAGUUACAAGUUGCUUUUAACCAACGUGUUUGGUCUGAAUCUGAACUUCUCGCAGAAUCAACUUAGAAUCUUUUUAUUUUAUUUUAUUUUUUCUACAAAUUAAUGGGAAUCUUUUGUGUUUUUUUUGUCUUUCUUGAUUUAAAAUCUUUAGUUGGCUUAAUUGAGUGGUUGAUAUGUAUGUAAAUAUAAAUUAUAGGUGGUGCUAAGUAAAUUAGAAGAAGGAAAUAUGUAUUAUCCACUGAGGAAAAGAAAAAAAAAAAACAAGGAAAUGAAAAGCUUAGUUUUUACUAUU
Messenger RNA from Camelina sativa (false flax), 837 nucleotides. RefSeq names its product RING/U-box superfamily protein. Gene Ontology annotation, biological process: protein ubiquitination. The record is from RefSeq and is a predicted model, not a curated record. Gene Ontology annotation, molecular function: ubiquitin protein ligase activity. NCBI's taxonomy places the organism in Eukaryota, Viridiplantae, Streptophyta, Magnoliopsida, Brassicales, Brassicaceae.